AUGCCCAGUGUAAAUACAACAUUGAGCUAUACGCCAGGCGGUGCUGACGAUCCAUCCAAUCCAUUCCAUUAUAUGCCUUCAAUGCCUCCCGCUGUUGUAUCUCUGAUCCUCUUCAUAUUCUUGUUCAUUGCUCUCACCGUCUGGGUCAUUUCGAAGAGAACUUGGUACAUGAUUGCACUUUUGGUUGGAUGUGUUAUGGAAAUCAUUGGCUAUGGAACUCGUCUUCCAUUGAUCUCUCAACCAGUUGGACAAAUUCCUUUAUAUGCAUGUAUGCAUGCUUGUCUUAUCCUUGCACCUGUAUUUAAUGCGGCAAUAGAGUAUGUUUUAUUCGGUCGACUAGUACAUGCUCUUGGUGAUCAUUAUUCCUUAAUCAAACCAAAACUCGUAGCCUGGAUCUUUAUCAUCUGUGACGCGUUUUCAUUACUAAUUCAAUCAAGCGGCGCAGGUCUCCUUACAGCAGCGAAAAACGAUUUGGAGAAGGCAAGAACUGGAGAAAAUAUUCUUCUAGCCGGUCUCAUCAUUAAUCUUGUUUCCUUUGCCAUUUUCUGUUUACAACUCUUCUAUUUCGAGUACCAGAUAAGAAAAUUGCCACCUGUUUUCCUACCUGAAAGUAUUUAUGAGAAACGAUGGCGACGAUUUCUCUAUGCGAUCUAUAUCAGUAGUAUUCUCGUGUUGAUUCGACAAAUUUAUCGUGUUAUUGAAUUUGCUCAAGGUUUCACCGGUUAUUUAGCAGUACACGAAGUGUAUUUUUACAUAUUUGACACGAUACCAAUAUUCUUCUCUGCUGCAAUCUUUAUAGUCUAUUUUCCUGGCAACAACUAUUUACCACGAAACGGAAAAGACACAUACAACAAUAACAAUGUCGUGAUUCCUGAAAAGUUUUAA
Molecule: messenger RNA, 885 nt
Organism: Adineta ricciae
Lineage: Eukaryota; Metazoa; Rotifera; Eurotatoria; Adinetida; Adinetidae
Source: the annotation of a GenBank genome assembly